AUGUCUGGCAGCGUUGGCACUUCGUCAGAGGAGGAGAAAUUCUCCCCCAUGACAAACAGCCACCCAGUUGACUCUCCAGCUGUGAAGAACUGCUCGUCUAGUGACGAUUUAGUUGAGGCCGACGGUUUCCGUAAGAAAGGCCAAAUAUGCUCACGUUUGAUAAACGUGCUGAAAGGACGAGGAGCAGAAAACGACGUCUUAGCGAGCCGCGCUCGGGCAGUGCUUAUUGUUGGUCUAGUUUCUCUCUUGGUGGCCGCGGCAUGCGCUGCACUAUCCAUCGUGACUGCUUACAGAAGAGAGCUGUACGCGUACGGGGUUCUAGAGCUCCUUCUUGCCGGUCUGGUUCUAUUCUUUGCAUGCCAAGCCAGCCUCUACCAAGAUCCGGCUCACAGUCUGCUCUUUGCGGCCUCGUCUCUGUGCAUGGCCUUUCUGCAACUCAUCUGGAUCGCCUUCGGCGCUUACACAGUGAUCACCGUCGAGGAAGAAAUAAGCCGUGUGGAUGACACCGGCGCAGAUCCAGCAGAUCUGCUUGUGUAUGCCACCCUCCGAAUUCUGCAGUGUCUCUUGGCCGCCAUCGCACUGCUCUCCUAUAUCAUCAGUGCUUGUGUUGGAUUUCGACUAAGAGAGUUUCAACUCCAGCCUCCCAUCGUCAUCGUGGCAGCAAAACAAGAACACCGCAAAACUGUUCGCUUGGAGCCUCCGUUUGAGGCCUCCGGCAACGACAUUCCGGUGACGACUUCCUCGAGGACCUCCUAG
Besnoitia besnoiti is the source of this 756-nucleotide messenger RNA. RefSeq lists its product as uncharacterized. NCBI's taxonomy places the organism in Eukaryota, Apicomplexa, Conoidasida, Eucoccidiorida, Sarcocystidae. The record is from RefSeq and is a predicted model, not a curated record. The transcript has 3 exons. The coding region runs from base 1 to 756 and encodes 251 amino acids.